AUGCUUCAUCAUGAUUUCAGGCUACUCCAUAAUGUCUUGAGCCAUGGGAUUCUCCCACAACACGGCAGCCUGGGUGCCAUUAACAACAGUCAUCAGGCCAUUCUCACCAGUCUUGCAUACUCCCACCCUAUUCAUGUGGGAAACUCUCUUAUGUUGACCUUACACAACAUCAGUACUAGAUCGAACAUCAUUGAAGUUCAUUGCGGAGCCUUUGUCACUCGCCUUGCUCGGCGCCUCGGCUUUGAUCCGGUGGCACUGGGGUGCACACAUGUGGGUCGCACCAUCCCCCUCUCUCUUAAACAUUGGUUGUCCAUGACCCAGCAGGACCCACCUUUUGCGUACUUCAAUGAGGACGGCCACUAUGAUGCUCCUCCCCCAGAGGUCCCUUAG
Linum trigynum is the source of this 390-nucleotide messenger RNA. The record is from the annotation of a GenBank genome assembly. NCBI's taxonomy places the organism in Eukaryota, Viridiplantae, Streptophyta, Magnoliopsida, Malpighiales, Linaceae.